AUGAAGAAAGUCAGGCCACCGCCACCUGCGGCAACAUGUCUUGCUUUUCACUCCCGAGAUGAUGGUAUAGUUGCUAUUGGCAUGGACAAUUCCACCAUUGUUACAAGGAAGCUUGAGGGUCACUCCAAAAGAGUCACUAGCCUUGCCUUCUCGAACACUCUGAAUGUACUAGUUUCUUCUGGUGCUGAUGCAUAUUGGAAACUACAAUAUUACUUUCAGACAUGGCUUCUACUCUAA
This is a messenger RNA of Prunus armeniaca (apricot), 237 nucleotides long. The record is from the annotation of a GenBank genome assembly. Lineage: Eukaryota; Viridiplantae; Streptophyta; Magnoliopsida; Rosales; Rosaceae.